This is a messenger RNA of Seriola dumerili (greater amberjack), 419 nucleotides long. RefSeq names its product cytochrome P450 2K1-like. Gene Ontology annotation, molecular function: iron ion binding; heme binding; oxidoreductase activity, acting on paired donors, with incorporation or reduction of molecular oxygen, reduced flavin or flavoprotein as one donor, and incorporation of one atom of oxygen. The transcript is spliced from 3 exons. The record is from RefSeq and is a predicted model, not a curated record. Gene Ontology annotation, biological process: xenobiotic metabolic process. The annotation marks the transcript as partial. Gene Ontology annotation, cellular component: cytoplasm; intracellular membrane-bounded organelle. NCBI's taxonomy places the organism in Eukaryota, Metazoa, Chordata, Actinopteri, Carangiformes, Carangidae.
CUGGAAUUAAGGAUUCACACUACCAUGAUGACAACCUGAUGUACAGUGUGAUGAAUUUGUUUGCAGCUGGGACGGACACCACAGGAAAUUCUCUUCAGUGGUGUCUACUUUUCAUGGCCAAGUACCCUCAUAUUCAAGACCAGGUUCAAGAGGAGCUGAGCAGGGUGGUUGGAAGCCGUCAGGUCCGAGUAGAAGACAGGAAGAAUUUGCCGUACACAGACGCUGUCAUCCAUGAGUCACAGAGACUGGCCAACAUUGUUCCCAUGGCCAUUCCUCACAAAACCAGCCAGGACAUCACCUUCCAGGGCUACUUCAUCAAAGAGGGAACUACCGUGUUUCCUCUUCUUACUUCUGUCCUGUAUGAUGAGAGCGAGUGGGAGAGUCCACACACUUUCAACCCUUCCCACUUCCUGGAUGGG